CGUUCAUUUCCCAUGCUGCCUCUCGCGUCAGCUGAUCUUUUAUCGCCUGCCCGCUUAUGUUUUCCCUGAUCAGAGAAUGACAGAUAUCACACGACCCGUGCUCGUGUCGAUGAGGAAAGGAAAGUCGUCAGUCAUGACCGUGUUAGCUGUUCAAAGACGCUGCGACAGAUAAACGCAGAACAUGUGUGUGAAGUGGGACUAACUGAAGCUAGACAAGCCAUGUUGGCCACCCAAACACCUGAGAGCGGCCCGGAGGCAAGAGAUGGAAAACAGUGGAUCAAGGAAAAGAUCGCACGGACCCUAAAAGUCCUGCAGAAGCGGUACAUCACCACAGACACGGCGGUCACCAGCGAGGACCUGGAGGCUAACCUGCUGUGUUGUGCUUUGGAGGCGGUCUUCAUCCAUGGAAUCAAGAGCAAGUUUAUUCGAUUUGAUGGAAGUCACGCGCGCAAAGGAGGGUCUCGAGGAUCCCUUCCUCAGCCCGUCUUCUGGAGCCUGUUGAAGACCGUCACCCACAGGGAUGUCGUUCAAGAACUGGAACGUCUAAGCUUCAUAAACUCAGACAUUGGGCGCUGCAGAGCAUGGGUUCGCCUGGCGCUAAAUGACGGGCUUCUGGAGUGUUACCUGACCUCGCUGUUUCGCGAAGGGUCCAACUUGGGCUCGUACUAUCAGCCCGGGGCUCUUUUGCUGGAUGCGGAGGACCGCGAGGUUCUCCUCACCCUCCUGCAGGGUUUGUCCUCGAUGACCUUCCAGCUCUCUUAUAAAUCAGCUGUGCUGAAUGAGUGGACCAACACACCUCUGGUCCUCGCGGGUCUGUGUCCCCCAACGCCAGCCGAUGAGCACCUUGUAGGCCUCAAGCGCAAAGAGUCUUGGGAUACGGUCUCCCAGUCAUCCGGAGGGUCUGGAGGCUCUGGAGGCUCAGACUGGGCUCAGGAGGUGCUCCAGAGGGAGCCCAGGAAAGAGCAGAGCGAGGGAUGUGAGCCGAACACUCUGCUGACGUCGUCAAACCUGAGUCUGGACACGUCUGGAUCAUCACAGCUGUCCUCCAGCCUGAGCUCUGAUAGUCUGCUGCAGGGUCAGGAGCUCAGGAGUCCAGAGAAGGAGCACUGGAGCUGUGACACGGAGAUCAGCCAACACACACAACAGAAGAUCAGCGCUACAGAAGAGAGCGGUUGCUCUGAUCAGGACUUGAAGGAAGACUUGGAUGUCUCCAUACCAGCUUCAGACUCUGCAGCACGAGCUGUUGAUACGAGCACACACACACAGGACACACAUCAAUCAGAUGCACACGUCUCAGAACAAUCUAAAGCAAGCUCAGAAAAGAUGUCAGCUGAGACGGAAGAAGGGACAGCGGAAGAAUCCGAGGCUCUAGAAAAAACCGUCAUCGAGACUGCAGAAAGUGAGCAGAAGAAAGACUCAUCUGAUGAUACUUGGACCGAAAAGACCUCUGACCCUGAUGCUGUUUCUCCAGAGACCUUUACCGUCUCUAGUUCAGUGGAGCAACCCCAGCUUGCUGCAUACAUACAGAAAACCUCCUCCGACUCUCUCUAUUCCUCCUGCAAAUCCACAUCUUGGAUAUCAGAGGAUGACUUCUACAAGCCAGAAGAAAGGGGCAGUUCUGAAGCAUAUGCCGUCAUUGACGUUGUGCAGAUGAACGGAGCGGUGCCACCUACCUCUGAACCAGACACCGUCCAGCCUCCACCUAGUGUAGUGCACCGGAGACCCAACGGUCUUCGUAACCCGUUCAGGGGUCUGCUGAAGCUGGGUCAGCUGCAGCGCCGCGGUGCGGUGGCCAUGUGGCGAGAUUAUUACUGCGAGCUCUCUCCGUUUGAGCUGCGGCUUUACAUCAACGCAGAGGAGCGCAUCUGCUAUGAAAACCUGUCCCUGCUGCGCUGCGAAGACGUCCACCUGUCCUCCAGUAACGAGGGCCGAUUCCGGCUCUCCUUCCCAGGCAAAAGAAUCUACCUGCGCGCUCCGUCUCGAGGAGAGGCGGAGGACUGGGUUGAUCGCAUCGUGGAGGCUAUCAACAAACUACGGCCCACAAUGAGAGACGAACAGUGGGAGGUGCUCCACACGUCCAGCGACCAGGACGUCCCCUCACAGACACCCUCAAGCCCCAAACACAUCAUCUCAGGACUUCCAGAUCCUCCACCGUUAGAUUGGACCCGUCUUAAGGACCCAGAGCCAGAUGCCGUAAAGGAAGCGCUGGUCUAUCAGAAGUUGGAGGAGAAGGGUUGGCGCUCUGUUUUACUCUCGCUCUCCUUGGAGGCCCUCAGGGGGUACCGGGUCCAAGGGGACUCCAAGGUGCUCCUCUUCUCAUACUCCAUUGGGAGCAUCAGGGAUGUAGUUCCUGAUGUUUCUUUAGGAAGUCCUGCGUUCUUUAAGGUUCUGACUGCGCAGGAGACUCUGACGCUGCGGGCGGAGAGCGGAGAGGCAGCGCGAGGAUGGAGGAGUCUGAUCAGAGGAGCUCUCGACUCGUAUCUGGAGACGGAGGAUGAUGGGGUGACUCAGGGCGUCUCAGCAGUGGUCCAACACAGACGGAAGGGUGAUGGGGGGCUGCUGUCUCACCUGUCUACUGUCCCGAAUGAGAGGGGACUAGAUGCACAAAACUUUAAAUGUGCAGGUUGCCCUCGUCAGAUCGGGAUGUCUCUGGGGAGAGCCAGGCUCUGUGAGUUCUCGGGUCAGUAUUACUGUGAGAGCUGUCAUCAGGGAGACACCACCAUCAUCCCCUCACGCAUGCUGCACAACUGGGACCUCACAAUGCAUGAGGUCUCAAAACAAGCCUUUAAGUUGCUGACACAGAUUGAGCACGAGCCGCUCCUGAACCUUGACCUUUUGAACCCUGACCUGUUUGAUCACACUGACAUCAUGGCUGAAGUACGGAGUCUGAGACAGAGGCUGCGUUUCCUUGGAGAUUACAUCCUCAUCUGCCGCAGUGGCAUCAGCAAACAGAUCCAACCCAGACUUCAGCAGCGGACAUACUUACUGGAUAACAGUGAUCUCUACAGUGUAUUGGACUUGCAGCAGAUCGCAGACGGGCACUACGAAUCUUACCUGAAGUCUCUGAUUCAGUUUGGGACCAAGCACGUGCUCAACUGUGACCUUUGCACCCAAAGGGGCUUUAUAUGUCAGAUCUGCAACACCGACAACAUCAUCUUCCCUUUUCAGUUCGACAGCACCACCAGGUGUAACGUCUGCAAGACCGUGUUUCAUUCCUCCUGUAAGGCCAAGUGUCCGGUCUGUCCACGCUGCGUUCGCAUACAGAAGUACAUGAAGAGGGACUUGGAGGACUGAUUUAGCUGUUAGUUAAAA
Messenger RNA from Carassius carassius (crucian carp), 3312 nucleotides. RefSeq names its product pleckstrin homology domain-containing family M member 1-like. The record is from RefSeq and is a predicted model, not a curated record. The transcript has 12 exons. Lineage: Eukaryota; Metazoa; Chordata; Actinopteri; Cypriniformes; Cyprinidae. The coding region runs from base 220 to 3294 and encodes 1024 amino acids.